This is a messenger RNA of Bicyclus anynana (squinting bush brown), 5015 nucleotides long. Its product is annotated as zinc finger CCCH domain-containing protein 13-like. The transcript has 8 exons. The record is from RefSeq and is a predicted model, not a curated record. Lineage: Eukaryota; Metazoa; Arthropoda; Insecta; Lepidoptera; Nymphalidae. The coding region runs from base 334 to 2325 and encodes 663 amino acids.
UCUUCCUCCAGUGAACCGCCGACCGUUGCAAGAAAUCGACGCGCGUUAACACCACGAACUAAUCAACUCAUUGGUGAUACAUUGUGCCUAUAUCAACUUUUACUUUCUUAAAACUAACUUUUCGAACGAAAAGUUAGCUUUUAUCGAACAGUGCCUUCGCCUUGAAAGUUUCUUGUACAGAAAAGUGUUACUUAAAGUUGUGCUUUACAGGAUUUGUUGCGUGCUUUUAACGGAUCGAUCGGUUCUUGUUGUGGAAUCCAGUUUGGUUGGUGUGACAGUCAAGCAGAUUAAAAACACAAAGAUAUUCAACAAUGACAUAGGAGCCCCGACAAAAUGGCGUUGCGACUCAAGAAGGAUAUAAAGAAAGCUUCAUACUACGUGUGGUUCCUCGGCGCGCAGGAAUCGCGAGGACUCAGGGGGGAGGAGUUCGCCAUCCCCGCUAUACGACUGCUGGAGGAGAGGGCCAGAGACUUGGAACCUUUUAAGGUUACGCUACAGGUAUCCCACAAAGGUCUCAAAAUCAUCCAGAAUGUGACAUCGAAAGGCAAGCAGCAGACCAUCAAGCAUUUCAUCCCUCACGGCAGCAUCACUAGCGCCGUGGUGCAAGGAGACGUUGUUGCGUGCGUUCUCCUGCUCUACAACCCGAUCACUGGCUGUCCCGUACACGUGCAUGCGUACAGAUGUGACUCGGACAACACCGCGGAAAUGCUGUUCACACACCUGCAGGCGCUCAUCGAACGCCCAGAAAACCAGAAAAAGUUCGCCGACAUAGAGAGAAAACUGCAAAUGAGAGGAGCAUUGCCUUCGAAGAAACCACCAGAUUCCUCCCUCGGCAGCGAAGUGUCCAGAGAAUCUGACUCCGGAAGCAAUGAAGACAGAAACGUUGCCAACCUCUACGACAGUUUGGCUGCAGAGUUGAAGCAAAAGUUGUCUACAGGUAAAAAGGCUAUAGGCAAAAGUCCAAUCCUUCUACCACCACGUGACUACGACACAGUCCACCGUCAGAAGGGCAACCUCAACAACAUCGACACCAGAAGAUGCCUUAACCAGAACAUAGUCGGAAUCAACGCUCGCCGCAAGCUCGAGUCUUCAGGAGGAAGCUCUGGUAUCGGAAGCGAUCUGGCACCUUCGCCAGAACGAAAUGAGUACCCCAGACAUGAUAAUCACAGUACAAGUGAGGAGGACUGGGCCGAAAGCACCGCUUACUUGAUGCACGAAGCUUUCGACGCAUCCCCGCCACGUCGCGCCCCUUCGCCCCGCCGCUUAUCACCGCCCCGUCGUACCCUUUCUCCGCGCAACUUUGACCGGACUCCUUACAACGAUGACUACAAUGACCAAUACAGAGACCAACUUGCUCCCUUCCGUGAUCAGGCCACGUUCGAACGUCGCUUCCGUCACGAAUCUCUCGAACGCCCCAAGGAGAAGUUUGCAAACUCCAUAGAUAAAACCGAUAAAUUCGAUGAUGAUACGCCGAACUACCGGCGAAGAUACGUGCCUGAAACGAAACAGUCAAACCGUAACAUAGAUCGGACUGAAGACCGAAGAUACGGCAAGCUCCAGAGAGGAGCCAGUGAGGGCAGUCUCAAAGUCGCUGACACUUCGCCUAAAGAACGCUUCAACGUCGCCAAGGAAAAGUUCAUGAACUUGGAACGAGAGCGUUUCAACAGAGAACUCGAGGCUCACAUGGCUAUCAGGAGAAGUAUGCUCGAAAGGAACAGUCGUUCGACUUCUUCCCCGGAGGAGGAAAGAAGAGAUGAGCGUCCAGAACGUCAAAGGGAAUCUGGCUCUCGUCGUGAAAUCGACCGGCCUCAUCGGGAAACAGAGCGACCUCAUCGGGACUUGGAAAGAUCUCACAGGGACCCUGACCGGCGCAAAGACGAUAGGAUCCGCGAUUUAGUCCCCACAGAUUUAGGGCACAGAGAAAUAGAAAGACUUCCAAGAGUCGGUCGUAAGCGUGAAGACUUAAAGAGAUACGAGUACGGAACAGAGGAGUACCUGAAUAGGAUCGAGCCGAAAGAGCACAGAGAUGAUUUCGACCGCUACAGGGAAAGAAGAGAACUCGAUCGUCGCAUUGAAGAAGAUGAAAUAAUUGAGCCAGUAAUAGAUGAUCGGAGGAGAGACUGGAAUGAUAGACAAAAGGCAUUCAGCCGUUCUCGAUUGUUGGAUGAACAAAGGCAGUCAUACGUUGAAGGGGAUAGGGAUAGGUAUUUCGAAAGGGAUUACAGAGAUUUCCGCGACCUAGCCGAACGGCAACCGGCGAAGUUCAGGCACAGUUACGCCGAACCGAUACCGAGGGGUCGCCUCGGCACUGUCAGACCUUAUUAAAAACGCCAUAAUACUUAGAAUUUUAGAUUUUUCACCUGUUUAAACUUGAAUAAUACAACAACUUGAAUGUUACAACUUUGUGUUUAUUAUAAAUAAAACAUUACUUAUGGUUAGUAAUGCACGGUAAAUGAGGACCUUUAGCUAUGAACCACUUUAAACACUCGUUCGUUUAUAAUUCGAUUCAGAAUUGUAACAUUUAAGAGUUCUUUAAUGACGAUGGUUACUUGGUAAUCAAAGAUCGUUGCGUAUGGGUAUAGAUAGGUAUUUUAACUAACAUAUUUUGUUAUCAUUUUUGUAUAUGUCGCAAUGUACCUAUAAUACUAGUUUUAAACCAACGAUAUUGUUAAUACAAAAUAUUAUGAAAUUCUUCAAAAGAUUAUAAAGUGUAAAUAACAAAACUACUUAAAUAGGUGCGAACAAAAUUAGGUACCUUACUAUUUUAUUUUAUACUUGUAUUUCAAUACUUAAAAGAACUUAUUACGAGUUUAUUAUAUAGAAAAGAUCCACUAGUCCUUUUUAAAUUCAAUAAAAUAUGUCAACAAGCUCUUUUAAUUAAUUUUAUAUGAAUGAAAUGAAACUAUAUAACCCAGAAAUUUUCUAUAUGUACAGCAAAUUAAUAUAUUAUGUAGCCAGUAUAUGAAUUCACGAACUUUAAUAAAUCGGCUCAUAUUAUAUAUGAUUGUAAGAGACGUGAGACUUGUAGAAAAUCAUUUACGAUAAUAUAGAUAAAUACUCAUUAAAUGUCACAGAAAUAUAUUUGUAAAUAUAAAUUAUACAUUAGCCAGCGUUAUCAUUACAUUAAGUUAUAUAUGAUUAUCAACUGAUUAUAUUAUUAAAUCUUACAUUGUUAUAUUUGCACGUUCUUUUAAUUAAAAAUUACAUUUGCAUACUUAUUUUACAUUUUUGUCAAAAAUGUUAAUUUUAAUGUUUGGCAUAUACUCGUAAUUUUCAAAAGAGCUUGUAACAGUGUGAGAACAUUUAUUUCUGUUUCUUUCGAGUGUUUAUUACAGAAAGCUAACUUUUCACUAGCAGACAAUUACUUACCAGUACCUACCUACUUCCUCGUUUCAAGUGCAAAAUAAUUUGACAAUUCCAAACUACUCGAACACGCCUAGCGUAUCAAUUGGCAUUAUCUAUUUUUAAUGUUUUAAUAAAUUUAUAUACACAAAAUUUAUUAUAAUAUAAAUUUUAUAUAUUUUAUUUAAUAAAUUUAUAUAUACAAAAGUAAUUAACUUCACUGCUAACCAACGAGUAUAAAUAUAGUUUUAAUUGCUAGGAUAAUGUGCUGCUCAUUUUAACAGAAAAUGCGAUGUACUUUUGGAAAUAUACCUAACCUAACCUAACUGAAUUUUUCAAAACCCAAUAAAUGCUAUAGAGAUUUCACUUCAACUUGAGAACCUUCUGUCACCUAUUCAUGUCGGUGUGCUAUUGGUGUGCUAAGAUUACAGAGUCUUAUGAAAGAGAUAAAAGCUCGUCUCUGUCACUUUUGAUUGUGCGACAGAGAUGACGCUUUACGAAGCGGAAGCUAGCAGAUAUCUCUUUCUAAAGCACUUGACGUUCUGUAUAAUAUCUAUAAAUCAAAUGAUAAUUUCACCCAGAUUUCAUUCAUACCCCAGUCAAAUAAGGAUUUCACCUCGAAAUGAGAGAUAAUAAACUGUAAACUGUAACACCUUGAUUUCGGUGUUAAAAUAAAUCAAUUGCGAUUACAAAAUUUGAAACUGAUGUAUGUAUUUGAUUCGUAUAUUUGAAUUUAUACAUUUUUUUAACUGAAUAAAGGAACGAUCUAAAACAAAUCUUAUGGUUCACAUAAAUUGUUUUAUGGUUGCCGUCGCAGGAAACCGUGGUUUUUGAUUACGGUAACUGGACCCAUUCGCAACAUUUUUUUUUCUUUUCUAAGGUUUCAAGCGCUUGUUAAAUAUUAUUGACUUCACAUAGUCUAGUGGAAAAUUAGCUUUCAUAAACUCUUGCAAGGGAAUAUUUGUUUUUUUCCGAGAUUCUAUAGUAUGGUUGGUUAAUUAAAAACAGCCCUUAUUACGAAACUUGUUACAUAAUGGUAAUCAUUUUCAAUUCCAAAUCUUAAUAAAAUUAUGUUAAACAUGAUGAUUAUUUAGAAAACUAAUCGAAUUUUAGCUGUCCAUGAUGGAUAUGUGCCAGUAAUAGUAUCUAAAGUUCCAACAAUCUUUACUUUAAAAAGUCAGGAUAUACCUACAUUUUAUUAAAGAUUCCCGCUCCUAAAUACUUUACUUGGGGUCUCUCACCAAAAUAAUAAUAAUAAUAAUAUUUAAUAAUUAGACCUCUAAAGCAUCACCUUUUUCAGUAGUGUGAGUUUUCGCUGCGACGAUUCUAUCACGUUAUAAAUAAAUAAGCAGUGUAUAAAAAUGUUUUAUCAGGUAAAAAACAUGCCUAUAAUUUUUCAAUUACUCUCUCACAUUUUUCAAGUUUCCUGUAGUUCACUAUAACCUUCCUACGAAUAUAUAAAUCGGUCGGGCAUAAGAAUCGUUAUGCUCAAGGAAAUGAAUUGCUAUCACAAGUUUCGUAAUACAGGUGCUUUAUACAGUUAAGUAUGGUGUACCUAAUAUUAUUGUACUACUAUAUGUUGUCCGCCAGUGACAGGUAACGGUAUUGCAAUUCCGUCCUAUAGCGUUCUGACAAUGUAUCUGAGAAAUGUUAAAUAAAUGUUUAUUGAUUAA